UCGUUAAUAAACUACCCCUGUUUAGAUUUUAUUACAUUAGAGCUUGAAGCUGGAGAGAAACACAUUAGCAUGGGUUAGCACAGACACACGUGCUACUCCAGUGGAUCAAAUACUCAACGCGUCACUUUUAGAAUUGAACAUCUUAUAGCACUGAGAUCGGAACCAGACCAUUGGUCCAAAACACUAACGGGAGGUGGAGGAGUUUAUGGAAACAUACGUCAGAGAUAGUAAAUAAGAGCUUUGAGGGUUCCUAUAAAUCAGACUGCUCUCAGACCACUGACACAAAGCCUGUCACGGAGGCCACCUGCAUGCUGUACAAAGAUGCGCGUAGCGGUUACAGGAUGUUUGGUCCUGCUGUAUAUUGUUGCUCUUCAGGGUGAUCAAGCAGAUGGACACAUCACUUUCUUCAGCCCCAAAGAGAUGAGAGAGCUCAGGGAAAAGGAGGGGAGGAAGGAUGCUGAUCCACAGGCUGUGGAAGUUUUGAUUGAUGAGACUGGAGGAGAGCCAGUGCCUAUAGAAAUAGGGGUGAAGCUCACUGCUAAAAAGGGCCACAUUGGGUCCGCUUUUGGUAAGAUGCUGCAGAACAUUGUAGGAGAGCCCGAGAUGGUGAAAUAAGGCUGGAAUUCUGCAUUCAACGACAAUUGCAAGCACAAAUAUUUUGUCUA
Pimephales promelas (fathead minnow) is the source of this 665-nucleotide messenger RNA. RefSeq names its product motilin-like (gene mlnl). The record is from RefSeq and is a predicted model, not a curated record. Lineage: Eukaryota; Metazoa; Chordata; Actinopteri; Cypriniformes; Leuciscidae. Gene Ontology annotation, molecular function: hormone activity. Gene Ontology annotation, cellular component: extracellular region.